UUGCGCAGUCGAUCGCGUGUAGGAUCACAGUGUAAAAGCGCCAAUUUUGUCUUUAAUUUCAAGUAGCUUAUUUCUCGAACAGUCUACGGUGGACAAAUGCCCAGGAAGCGAGCGAAAGGCCCCACAGCAAGACAGGGUUCCUCUCCCGGGACAAGAGCUGCAACACGGCUGAUGACAAGAGCCAAUCAGUCUUCAGAGGAACUGGUUGAUGACGCUCCAGUGGAUGAAAGCUUGUCUGAAGAAAAGAUUGAGAGUAUGAAUGAAAGUGUUGUUGAAGAGAGUGUGGAGGAGACACCAACUAAAGACUUAAAUAGAAGUUUGAAGAAACGGAAGACCACACCCAAGAAACGGAAGAAAUCCAUAGUGAUUCCAAUAAUUGGGGACAAAUCUCUGUUUGACAUCGUCAAGGAAGGUUCUGCAUCACUCAGUGCUGUUGUCAAUGGUUGGAUUGAUAGCUAUGAGUCGAGUAGAGAUUUGGCUGCUACUGAUUUGAUACAGUUUAUUGUUCAUUGCUCUGGUUGCCAAGGUGAAGUAACUAUAGACAUGUUGCACAGUGACAUGACAGAGUGCAUUAUGAUGCUUACCGAGAAGUUUAGCGGAGGCAUUUACCCAUUGCUUUCUCACAGCACUGCUUAUCGUGGUCUCAAAGGGAAUGUAUUUGAAUUUGUCGAAAGAAUGGUAGCAGACUGUCAUCAACGUGGACUUCUUUACGAUGGAUGGCUUAUUCCAAUUGUUAUCAUGCCAUGGAUGACAACAUUGUCCGCAUCACAAGUAAGACCAUUCAGGCAUGCAGCAACAUUGAUUGCUAUGAAGAUGACGACAGAGUUAGCAAAAGUACUGACAGCAAUUGAAGAAGAAUUGAAUAAAAGUGAACUUCAACUUGGUACAGAGAGUCGUAAAUCUAAAGGACGUCGUGGAUCUCGUAAAGUAGAAACACUGGAAGACACGAUGGAAGAACUUAACGAACACAGCGAAGAAGUCAAGGGAAUGAUUCAGCAGCUGAUAACAUCUGUGUUUAAUCACAGAUACAGAGAUGUGAGACCAGAGAUCAGAACUUUGUGUAUGGCAGAAAUUGGUCACUGGAUGGACAAGAAUAGGGUUCUGUUUGUUCGUGAUGAGUAUCUUCGUUAUCUUGGCUGGUGUCUUCAUGAUACAUCUGCAGAUGUUCGUCUCUGUGUGAUGCAGUCUCUGAUUCUUGUGUACUCAAAUUCAGAGAACAGUGACAACUUGAAACUCUUUACAAGUCGUUUCAAGGAACGUAUUGUUUCCAUGACAACUGAUAAAGAUGACAAUGUUGCUCAACAGGCAAUUCUCUUAGUGGAAAAGAUGCUUGAGUAUGAGCAGGUAUCGGCAGAAGAUGUGGAGUCAGUGUAUCAGUUGGUAUUUGGCGUGUCACGGGUUGUCAGCCAUGCUGCUGGACAGUUUCUUGCACAUCAGCUAUUGAGUGAAGAGCAGCUACAGGCAAAAGGAGAGGAACUGGGGAAUGAUGUUAGGGACAGUGAGUUACAUCUCAUUCAACUAUUGGAGUAUUUCACUGAGGCUGGUCUUCACCAUCACACGGAGUUUUACGUGGAUUCAUUAUGGAGUCAUUGUCCUGUGUUGAGAGAAUGGGAGACCAUGACUGACAUGCUGUUGUCAGAAGAAAGAACACUAACCGAAGAACAAGAGAGAGUUCUUAUUGAUAUGAUGGCAUCUUGUGCUACAAGAGCUGCAGGGAAACCACCACCUAUGCAGAGACAGCCACACAAAAAGUUUGUCUCUACAAAAGAUCGCAAACAGAAUGAAGAAGACUGUCGGAGGAUGAGCAGCUUGAUGACUGCUGUCUUACCUGAACUUAUGUCAAAAUUUGGUACAACUUCAGAAAAUGUUGUGAAUUUGAUCAGCAUUGUGAAGUGUUUGGACUUGACAAGAUAUUCAGAGUUGAGAUGCAUGAAUGACUUGGAGAGCUUGCUAAAUGAGCUAAGUUCACUAGUGGAGAAAGGAACAGAUGAUAAGUUGCUUUAUGAAUGUGCAGAAGCAUAUCAGUAUCUUCUCAGUAGUGGGAGUGCCGUUAAAAGAGCAUCAGAGACAGCUCUUUCCACUCUUCAAGAUACGUUGGUAGCCAACUUUAAGGAUGCAGUGCUGAACGCUGCACACGGACCUGAUGACACUCUGGCUCUGAAUGACGAAAAGACAUCAUUUACUGUUUUGUGUGCUGUCAGAAGACUCACUGCUUUCCUUCGAGUGUUUGAUAUGACUCGUUUUGAUCUGUUCGAUGAGAUGAAUGCUAUAGUUGCUGGCUAUUGUGAGGAUAGUGAGAGUGUUAACAGUGAAAUGGUGGUACCUGCUUGCACAGCAUUGUUUGGUGUAUUAAUGAGAGAGGCACAGAAUGUCAAAGAUGGAUUUACAAAGGGAAAGAAAGCUUUGAGUCAUUUGAAGCAUCAAAUUGAAUUACUAGGUUCUCACUUUGAUACUGUAUUGCAAACUGUUGAUGAUGCAGAAAUACAGAGACAGGUUCUUGUCUUGUUUGCUGAAUUCAUGAUUGGUUUUGGACAACAUCUUAGAAUGAAAGGUCUAUCUUCUUUGGUGUUCAUAUCAAGCGAAUCUACACAGCACAGAUUUCUGUCAUUGGCUUGUAGACAUAUAUUUUACGAGGAAGAAGAUGUAGAUAAACAAGAUGAUGAAGAUGAGCUACGUGACAGUGAGUUGCUGAAUGCUAAACGACGUGUUCUAGCUGCCAUCAUAAAGCUCGUUAUCUACCAAGUUGUCGACAUGAAGUUUGCGACUCCUAUUUUUGCAGAAUGUCUCAAUUAUAAGAGUGGUCUGAGUGACCUCAUCAAGAUGUUCAUGAACAAAUGCCGCGAUUUGGACAAGCAGUAUUAUGCAGAGGCUCUUUUAGUUACACUACAGCAGAGGUUUGAGUUGUUGAUGGAUAAUAGCAGUGGCAAUAUUGACACGUUGUCAGACUUGUGGAAAGAAGUCAAAGAGUUGGCUCAUCACUUUGCUCUCACUUUUGGCACUGAUCUAAUGAAGAUAAGAGAACCAAUGGUAAAGCUUCAACGUAAAGGCAUCGAGUACAGUUUGAGCAAAGAACUUGGUCACAGUCAACGAUAUGCUAGUGAUGACAGUUUUGCUGCUCCACCAAAUCUACUUUUCUUCGACUUGCUGACGAAAUUCACUUUCAAGUUAAUGAAGAUAGACAAGGCUGGAAGGAAAGGACUUCUUGGAUAUCUGGAUCAGCGUUUGUCACUGGAAAUGCAAGAUCAUAUGGAUGACACAGAGUUUAGACCAUUGAAGGAGUAUAGAAUGAACUUGAUUGCAGCGCAACAACGUGAUCCAGAGAAUGAUAUACCAAAGAAGCAGACAAGGAAUGCACGAGGUCGAGGUAGACGGAAGCAAGCCAGUGAUGCUCAACCAGAGAAAGAGAAACAGGACAACGAGCAGCAGAGAGUACAAGAUGGUGAAACUCCUAAUGGUUGGCUCCAUAGACGAGAGGCAGCAUCUGCCAAGAAGAAGAAGCCUGUGGCUAAACAGAGUAGAGAAAGUAAAAAGAGGGUAAACAGAAGGUCGGAAGACAACAGCAAAAUGGCCAAACGUAGAAAAGCGAGUGCACGGCUUCAUAAUGGAGUUAAUGAGACAAGCGUUGAGAUGGACAGUUCAUUGUUUGAGAAGUCAUCACAACAUACGGUUGGUGAUAAGUUGAACAGAUCUCACAGUUCAUUAGACACACCUACACGAGGAAGAAGAGUGAGACAGAGACAUGAAAGUGGAGAGACAUCUGAAAGUGACUUGGAUCUGAUCGAGUCGGACGUUGCCACUCCUAUCAAGGAGAUAUCUCCUCGGAAGAGAGUUCGUCGUUCAUAUAAACCACUUCCUGAUAUUUUUGAUGAAGGACAGAGCGAGGAAGUAAGUGAUGAAGAGUUAGCCAAGGCUUUUGAUGACUGAUAUCACACCCACACACUACUAACGUUAAUAUUCUAUCUGCUGACCAUCACAUGCGCCUUCACGGUUCCAGUAGAACAACACACAGCAUGUGUUGUAUAACUUUAACUCCUUCCAUAAGACUAUAGUUAUUUGAAAUUUAAAGAUUUUUGGGUGUUUUA
Corticium candelabrum is the source of this 4082-nucleotide messenger RNA. Its product is annotated as cohesin subunit SA-2-like. Gene Ontology annotation, biological process: sister chromatid cohesion. The transcript has 31 exons. The record is from RefSeq and is a predicted model, not a curated record. Gene Ontology annotation, molecular function: chromatin binding. NCBI's taxonomy places the organism in Eukaryota, Metazoa, Porifera, Homoscleromorpha, Homosclerophorida, Plakinidae. Gene Ontology annotation, cellular component: chromatin; nucleus; cohesin complex. The coding region runs from base 97 to 3924 and encodes 1275 amino acids.